Molecule: messenger RNA, 1127 nt
Organism: Ahaetulla prasina
Lineage: Eukaryota; Metazoa; Chordata; Lepidosauria; Squamata; Colubridae
Gene: RPLP0
Product: ribosomal protein lateral stalk subunit P0
Exons: 7
Coding region: 106-1053 (315 amino acids)
Biological process (GO): cytoplasmic translation; ribosome biogenesis; ribosomal large subunit assembly
Cellular component (GO): cytosolic large ribosomal subunit
Molecular function (GO): structural constituent of ribosome; large ribosomal subunit rRNA binding
Source: RefSeq, a predicted model, not a curated record
UUUGCGGCCUACCUCGGCCGGGCCUGAUUUUUUCCUCUUUCUUUCUCCAGAGAACGCCGCUGUCUUUAAACCGCCGCCCCGCCGCGCGAUCCUUGGGACACCGCGAUGCCCAGGGAAGACCGAGCCACGUGGAAGUCCAACUACUUCCUCAAGAUCAUCCAACUCCUGGAUGAUUAUCCCAAAUGUUUCAUUGUGGGAGCGGACAAUGUCGGCUCCAAGCAGAUGCAGCAAAUCCGGAUGUCCCUGCGUGGGAAGGCCGUGGUCCUCAUGGGGAAGAAUACCAUGAUGCGGAAGGCCAUCCGAGGCCAUCUGGAAAACAACCCUGCUCUGGAAAAGCUGCUGCCUCACAUCCGUGGGAACGUGGGCUUCGUGUUCACUAAGGAGGAUCUGACCGAAAUCAGGGAUAUGCUGUUGGCCAACAAGGUGCCAGCUGCUGCCCGGGCUGGAGCGAUUGCCCCCUGUGAUGUCCUUGUGCCAGCUCAAAACACCGGCCUGGGUCCUGAAAAGACCUCCUUUUUCCAAGCUUUGGGCAUCACCACCAAAAUCUCCAGAGGCACCAUUGAAAUCUUGAGCGACGUGCAGCUGAUUAAAACCGGAGACAAAGUGGGCGCCAGUGAAGCUACUCUGCUGAACAUGUUGAAUAUCUCGCCCUUCUCCUUUGGGCUCAUCAUCCAGCAAGUGUUCGAUAACGGCAGCAUUUACAACCCGGAGGUUCUGGAUAUCACUGAGGAAACUUUGCACAAGCGCUUUCUGGAAGGCGUCCGUAACGUAGCCAGCGUUUGCCUGCAGAUCGGCUACCCUACUGUGGCCUCCCUGCCCCAUUCCAUCAUCAAUGGGUACAAGCGAGUCCUGGCUGUGGCCGUGGAGACAAACUACUCUUUCCCAUUAGCUGAAAAGGUGAAGGCCUUCCUGGCUGACCCAUCAGCUUUUGCUGCUGCUGCCCCGGCAGUGACCGAAGCAGCCAUUCCUGCUGCAGCAGCGCCAGCCAAAGAAGAAGUCAAGGAAGAAUCCGAAGAGUCUGAUGAAGACAUGGGCUUUGGGCUUUUUGACUAACCACCCUGUCCUCGGCCGAGUAGAGUGAAAUUCAAAAGAAAUAAAGAAAUAAAAAGCAUACUCCUUUUACCACA